CAUCAAACAAUCUAAUCUUCUAGUCAAGAAAAAUGAAGAUUCUCAUUUUGGCAAUCUUCUUCGCUAUCUUCAUCUCAGGAUCAGCCCUUGGAUGUGCACGCGAAACUUGUUCGGAUGACUCUGAAUGUGAAAGCAAUGAACUGUGUGGUUUCAGAGGUCAGGAAGGCAAAAAGUUCUGUCAACCCAAGUGUUCGUCGGAUGCAGAUUGCUCCAAAUUGAGGCGAUGUGACAUUGAUAGAUGUGCUUACAGAAAAGAUCCACACUAUUGAUUUUUUUGGUUGGAUUGCGAAUAAAUGAUAUCUGCAGC
Caenorhabditis elegans is the source of this 307-nucleotide messenger RNA. RefSeq lists its product as uncharacterized. NCBI's taxonomy places the organism in Eukaryota, Metazoa, Nematoda, Chromadorea, Rhabditida, Rhabditidae. The record is from RefSeq and is marked reviewed. The transcript is spliced from 2 exons. Bases 33 to 269 code for a protein of 78 amino acids.